Messenger RNA from Rhopalosiphum padi (bird cherry-oat aphid), 1680 nucleotides. Its product is annotated as piggyBac transposable element-derived protein 3-like. The record is from RefSeq and is a predicted model, not a curated record. The coding region runs from base 1 to 1680 and encodes 559 amino acids. The transcript is spliced from 4 exons. Lineage: Eukaryota; Metazoa; Arthropoda; Insecta; Hemiptera; Aphididae.
AUGGCCAGAGGUUUAAGACCUAACGAGUUAGUUGAUCUCUUAAACUUUGGUCGAGAUUCCGAUCUUUCUUCGUUAUCUAGUGACGAAGAAAUAGUAGAAGAUACUGAAAAUCAAUUUGCUUCAGAAGACGAACAAUUUGAACCGAUUGAACAACAGAUACUCAUAAAUAACGACAUUUUAAAUGAACAGCCUUUAAAUUUAACGGCUUAUAAUAAAAAAAAAAAACGAAAUAUAAUUUGGGGAAAAACACCGUUUUCUCCCCAAGUAAUUAAUUUAACACCGAUAACUGAGCCAAUUUAUCCUACAACAAUUCCUAAUCCCAUUGAUUAUUUUUCUAAAUAUUUUUGUGAAAAUGAUUUUGCUGAUAUGGCCCAAUAUACUAAUCUUUAUUCGGAACAAAAAAACUUAAAUAAUUUCAACAAAACUGAUUCCGCUGAAAUGAAAAUAAUGAUUGCUAUACAUAUGUUAUUUGGUGUAUUGAACUAUACCCGGAGUCGUAUGUAUUGGGAAAACAAAUAUCGAAUAAACAUUAUUGCAAACAAUAUUUCCCGGAAUCGUUUUUUUCAGCUUCGAAAUUGUUUCCAUGUUAUUGAUAAUGAAUCUGUUUCAAAUGAUAACCGUGACAAAUUUGUAAAAAUUCGUCCACUUUAUAAUUCGUUUAUCAAACGGUGUUCCGAGCUUCCAAAAGAAAAAAAUUUAUGUAUUGAUGAACAAAUAAUUCCAUUUAAAGGUAAUUUGUCUAUACAACAGUACAUAAAAGGAAAACCUACUCCGUGGGGUAUAAAAAUUUUUUUACUAUGUGGACAAAGUGGUAUUGUUUAUAAUUCACUAUUAUACCAAGGCUCAAAUACUAAUAUCAACGAUUUUAUGCAGAAAAACUACGGUCUAGGCGGUGCGGUUGUGCUCAAAUUAGUAGAAAACUUGAAACCUAAUAGUCACAACUUAUUUUUUGAUAAUUUUUUUUCGUCAUAUAAUCUUUUUGGCUGUCUUUUAAAAUAUAAAAUAUUUGCGAUUGGCACAAUUCGAUGCAAUCGAUUUUGUAACCCUCCAUUUCCGAAAGAUAAAGAACUUGCUAAGAUGGGUCGUGGAACCAGCUUUGAAGUGUCUUCAAAUCAUAAUAUUACGUUGGUUAAAUGGUUUGACAAUAAAGCUGUCAAUAUUGGUUCCAAUUUUAUUGCGUCAGGAAUUCCUAUUCAAGUAAAAAGAUUUGAUCGGAAGGAAAAAUGUUCGGUGAUUAUAGAAUGUCCUGAAAUUAUAAACUUAUAUAAUAAAAAUAUGGGAGGUGUCGAUAAGCACGACCAGUUAGUUAGCUAUUAUCGUACUUUUAUUAAGUCAAAAAAAUGGACAUUACGGAUGAUGUUUCACAUAUUUGAUAUGGCAGUGGUCAACUGUUGGCUCGAAUAUAAAAGAGACGCAGCUGAAUUAAGUAUUGAACCAAAAGAUGUUAUGGAUUGGUUGCAUUUCAAACGGCGCCUAGGAGAGAGCUUAAUUAGCGUUGGUGUACCAUUUUCUCCUUCAAGUAAAAAAAGAGGUCGCCCUUCUAACUCUCCCUCGAUAAUUAACCCACGAAAGAAGUUAGUUAAAAAAGUAGAUGAAAAACCAUUAGAAGAAGUUAAGAAAGAUAGUUAUGGCCAUUUCCCAGAGUAUGAUGAUCGAACUGAAGCAGAAAUGUUUGAUUAA